UUGCUCCUAUUCUUAUUGACUCUACAUUAAUUGGUCCUCAGCACACUGCCUUAAUUGCUCGAUGGAUCGAUAAUGAGUCUGUUAUAAAACAAGGCGUGCAAUAUAAUUUCUUGCUUCUUUUCAGAGCAAGUCGCGACGGAUAUUCCGUAAACGCGUUAAAACAGAGAUGCGCCGAUAAAGGACCCGUAAUACUUGUUCUAAAACUUCAUGAUUCCGGGAAAUUGAUUGGAGGAUAUAAUUCUAUUGGCUGGAAGACUGAAAAGAUUGGACCUGGGAAAGGAGAUGGAAGAUCUCCCGAUGGCGCUAAAAUAGCACGAAUGACAUCUGAUGCUGCGUCUGACAAAGAUAUUGAUGAUUUAGCAUGGAAUGGUCCACGCUUUGGUAAAGGCCCGGAUCUGUGGGUCUGCAUGAAUAGUGAUCAAAGCGGCGAGGCUCGUAAA
This is a messenger RNA of Racocetra fulgida, 440 nucleotides long. The record is from the annotation of a GenBank genome assembly. Lineage: Eukaryota; Fungi; Glomeromycota; Glomeromycetes; Diversisporales; Gigasporaceae.